Molecule: messenger RNA, 1719 nt
Organism: Monopterus albus (swamp eel)
Lineage: Eukaryota; Metazoa; Chordata; Actinopteri; Synbranchiformes; Synbranchidae
Product: calmodulin
Exons: 6
Coding region: 173-622 (149 amino acids)
Cellular component (GO): myosin II complex
Molecular function (GO): calcium ion binding
Source: RefSeq, a predicted model, not a curated record
GAAAAUCAGUAGGACGUUUCACUGACUGCGGAGGAAUACCUUGUGCCGUAACAGCGGUGGUUCGUCCUGCCUGUCACCUCUAGCCCAGCCAGAGUCAUCCUUGAUCAGUGGUAGCCGUUCAGUUCCUUACGCUUGUAGCAGUAGCCGACUAACUUUUGCGGUUCACACAGACAUGGCUGACCAACUAACAGAAGAGCAGAUCGCAGAGUUCAAGGAGGCCUUCUCCCUGUUUGAUAAGGACGGAGAUGGGACCAUCACCACUAAGGAGCUGGGCACCGUGAUGAGGUCACUAGGUCAAAACCCAACUGAGGCCGAACUCCAGGACAUGAUCAAUGAGGUUGAUGCAGAUGGCAAUGGGACUAUUGACUUCCCCGAGUUCCUGACGAUGAUGGCCAGGAAGAUGAAGGACACUGAUAGCGAGGAGGAAAUCAGGGAGGCAUUCAGGGUCUUUGAUAAGGACGGCAAUGGUUACAUUAGUGCAGCUGAGCUGCGUCAUGUGAUGACCAACCUGGGAGAGAAGCUGACAGACGAGGAAGUAGAUGAGAUGAUCAGAGAAGCCGACAUUGAUGGAGAUGGACAGGUCAACUAUGAAGAAUUUGUUCAGAUGAUGACCGCCAAAUGAACUGGGCUGAUGUUAAAGACAAAGAAUCAGUCAAAAGUUUCACUUACCUCUUAUUGCAAAAAUCUACAUUUAUUCAUACUGUUCUGUAUAGACAACUUAAACCGAAUGUUGGAAAACCUGAAAAUCUGUCCAUAUAAACAAGCUCUAAAAAUGUAAAAGAAAAAACAAAGUUAAUUUGCAUGUACUGGCUUGUAUUCCCUGUCCCCCCCCAGCGCUGAGCUGCCCAAUCAGAUGUCGACUUGUUAGCCAAGCAGCCUCCCUGCAGCCGGCUGUUUUGGCCACUGCUCCUCUGCUUCCUGGUUCCAUCUGCCUGAUGUCAUGAUGAUUAUUUGGGCUGACCACUUGCCUUUCUGCUAUGACGUCCUGUUUCUUUUCUGUUCUUCGUGCAUGCAGCUUUAGAUGGGUUACUGUGGAUAGCCCAGUGGCAGAAUGCUGUUGCUAUGUUGGCCUGGGAGGGGUUAGAUGGGAAUGGUGGGGAAUGAGUGAACCACUGAAACCUUUGCAGUUUGCUUACCUAAAAGAAGUCUAUGGCUGCAGAGAUUUUUAAGGAAACUAUUAAAAUGGAAUAACUUGUUUUAGAUUGUGUGUUUGUGGCAUGUCUGGAUACUCACUACAUCCUUUGUGUUUACCUUUUUUGAGGGUGGGGUGUGGGAGGGGCAUAGAUUUGAGCCCCUUGGGUGCUGGGUGUGUCCUAGACUGUUGGAAGAGUUGGGUGGGCUUUAAAGAUGAUGCUACACGAGCAGUUUGUGGGGCAAUAACAAUACUGUAUCAGUUUUUGCAGAGUUGGAGGUUUCCAGGUCAUUUGAGAACACCUGUGAUUAUCCCUAGCUGGAGCCUGCUCAGCUACAGGAUAUUGCCUCACAUGCUGCAUGUGUAUCAUGAUUCUAAGGGGUCUUAAUUUCAGUUUAGAGAGGACAGGGUCAGUGCUUUGUGGCAUUUGUCUGUGGUUGUGUGCAUGUGUGAGCGCGUGUGUGGGUGCGGCGAGGCCUGGCCCAGUCCAGUUCUGUUUAGUUCAGUUGAUCUGCAUUCCAAGUUGUACAUGCUAGUCUUUACAUUUUGUUUUUCCAAUAAAAUACCAUGACCAAACAAACACCUUG